ACCCCUAACUUUUCAAAUAGUUCAAAGCUUUAACCUAUAGAAUAUUCGAUGUAAUUCUAUAUAAGAGCCGUUUACGUGGUUUACAACACUGUUUUUAAGUUGAAAAGAAAUUCUAAAGUGACACGUCAGUGAAUAGAAAAGAUUAUAAUAGUAUAUAGUUUUUAAAUAUAACAUCAAGUACAAAAAUAAAUAAAAAUGUCAGAUGUAGGAGAAUGGUUUAAUUCUUUGCCAAUAUUUACGAGAUAUUGGUUACUUUUGACCGGUUGUCUGUCAUUAAUUGGCAGAUUUGGACUUUUAAAUCCAAUAACAUUAGUGCUUCUUUAUGAUCCUUUUGUACACAAAUUUGAAAUUUGGCGAGCAAUAACAAGUGUAUUUUUUUAUCCCCUAAGUCCUGCGACAGGAUUUCAUUUUAUGAUUAAUUGUUAUUUUUUAUACAAUUAUUCAUUGAGAUUGGAAAGAGGAGAAUAUGAUGGAAGACCAGCUGAUUAUUUCUUUAUGUUAUUAUUUAAUUGGGUUUGUUGUGUUAUCGCUGGUUUAAUUGGAGAUUUUCCUUUAUUAAUGGAUCCAAUGGUUCUCAGUGUAUUAUACAUUUGGUGCCAAUUAAAUAAAGAUGUUAUUGUUAAUUUUUGGUUUGGAACUAAAUUCAAAGCUAUGUAUUUACCUUGGGUACUUUUUGGCUUUAAUUUGAUUAUAUCCGGUGGUGGAAUGUUGGAAUUAGUCGGAAUUUUGGUUGGUCAUUUGUACUUUUUCUUUAAAUUUAAAUAUCCCCAAGAAUUUGGUGGACCUGAUCUUUUGAGUACUCCAAAAAUUUUGGAAAAUUAUUUUCCACCACAAAGAGGAGGUAUUAGAGGAUUUGGAACUGCUCCAUCACAACGAACAGCAGCACCUCAAGAACAAGGGAGAAAUAUGUUUGGUGGAUAUAAUUGGGGUCGGGGUCAAGUUUUGGGACAAUAGAGCUGUGCAUAAAAAAAAAAUUAAUAAUUGUGUAUAUUUUAUCAUAUAUAAUACGAGUGAUAAACUUUCGUUUUCAUUUUCUCCGCUGUUUACGAUUAUUGUCACUUUCAAAGAAUAUAUGAUCUCUAUUAAACAUACAAGGAGUUUGUUACGAGUUCAAUGUAUGAGUGAAUGUAUAAAUUAUAAAAAAAAAAAAAAAAAAAAAAUCUCAGCAUAAAUUUCAUAGGAUCAAUUUUGAACCAAAGAUUGAAUAUAAUAUUAAUUGAAUGUUAUUUAAAUCACGUUUUCGAAAUUGAUUGUAUUUUUCUUUGAUUAUUAAAAAAAAAUUAACAUAUCAAAAUAAUUUGAAAUUGAAAGUUGAUCCCAAAUAAUGCUAGAUUGACAUAAUAUUUCUUAUUAAUUUUUAUAUUAUGUAUUAAAUGUUAAUAUUGAAUAUUUAAUAUAUAUAUAUAUAUUAAGUGAAUACAAUAUUACAAAAUGCCUGAUGACUCUAAAAAAUGUUUUCAUAAUUUCCUUUUUCGUUUGUCAAGUGAAUGGUCUAAUAUGUAAAGUCCUAAAGAGUAAACAAAAAAGUUUUUUUUAUGAAACAUAACCAUGUAUUUCUUUCUCAUAAACUGAUUUAUUUAAAAAUAAAUUAAAUUUCAAAGAUC
Molecule: messenger RNA, 1604 nt
Organism: Leptopilina boulardi
Lineage: Eukaryota; Metazoa; Arthropoda; Insecta; Hymenoptera; Figitidae
Gene: Der-1
Product: derlin-1
Exons: 2
Coding region: 196-954 (252 amino acids)
Biological process (GO): endoplasmic reticulum unfolded protein response
Cellular component (GO): Hrd1p ubiquitin ligase ERAD-L complex; endoplasmic reticulum membrane
Molecular function (GO): misfolded protein binding; ubiquitin-specific protease binding
Source: RefSeq, a predicted model, not a curated record